UGACCGCGGGAGGGCCCAGCCUGAACAGUGCCCUGGUCCCUGCGCCGGCAGAGGGCGUCUGACCUCGGUCUCCUCUCCUCCAGCCACAGAGGCCCUCCCAGAGCAGACACCUGCAAAGGAUCCCGGGCGCCCACACCCACAGCCCAGAGGAGCAUGGAGCUGAAGGACAGAGCAACCCGUGGAGCCGAGGGCUUCAACAACACCGCCUUCCAGAUUGAAGAAAAUUUUCUGGAAAACCAGAACGUAUCAGAAAAUAACAACUCCAUAAGAAGCGGUGCUGUACAAAGUGGGGAACAAAUGAACAGCAAACAGGACGAAGAACAAGUCACGAUCCAGCAGGAUUCCCCAAGAAACAAAGACAACGACCGUGAUGUGGAUGAAGAGAAUCAUGCAAAAGGGUGCUUGGAAAGGAAGUACGAUACAAUCCUAGAUUUUUGCAGGAAACACAAAACCACGCUUCAGUAUAUCACCUGGGGCAUCUUAUUAACCGGCUAUCUGCUGCUGGUGAUCACAGCCUGCGUGCUGAACUUCCACAGAGCCCUUCCUCUUUUUGUCAUCACCAUGGCGGCCAUCUUCUUUGUCAUCUGGGAUCAUCUGAUGGCCAGAUACGAGCAUCGGCUUGGUGACCUUCUCUCCCCCGGUCGAAGGCUUCUGAAUCACCACUGGUUCUGGCUGAAGUGGGUGAUCUGGAGUUUGCUCAUCCUAGCAGUAAUGUUCUGGCUGAUCCUCGACACUGCCAAACUGGGUCAACAGCAGCUGGUGUCCUUUGGUGGGCUCAUAAUGUAUGUCAUCCUGAUGUUUCUGUUUUCCAAGCAUCCGACCAGAGUUUACUGGAGACCCGUCUUUUGGGGAAUUGGAUUGCAGUUUCUUCUUGGACUUUUGAUUCUAAGAACCAAACCUGGAUAUAUAGCUUUUGAUUGGUUGGGAGGACAAGUCCAGAUCUUUCUGGAGUACAGUGAUGCUGGGGCAUCAUUUGUCUUUGGUGAAAAAUACACUGACCACUUCUUUGCAUUUAAGGUUCUGCCCAUUGUGGUUUUCUUUAGCACCGUGAUGUCCAUGUUUUACUACCUGGGACUGAUGCAGUGGAUCAUCAGGAAGAUUGGAUGGGUAAUGCUGGUUACCAUAGGAUCAUCUCCUAUUGAAUCUGUGGUUGCUUCUGGCAAUAUAUUUGUUGGACAAACAGAGUCUCCACUGCUGGUCCGCCCAUAUUUACCCUACAUCACCAAGUCCGAACUCCACGCCAUCAUGACCGCUGGCUUCUCCACAAUUGCAGGAAGUGUCUUAGGCGCGUACAUCUCUUUUGGGAUUCCCUCAGCCCAUUUGCUGACAGCCUCAGUGAUGUCAGCACCUGCAUCGCUGGCUGUUGCUAAACUCUUUUGGCCUGAGACAGAAAAAUCUAAAGUCACCCUCAAGAAUGCCAUGCAAAUGCAAAGUGGUGAUUCGAGGAAUCUGUUGGAAGCUGCAACCCAGGGAGCAUCCUCAUCCAUCUCUCUGGUGGCCAACAUCACCGUGAAUCUCAUCGCCUUCCUGGCCCUGCUGUCUUUCGUGAACUCAGCCCUGUCCUGGUUUGGAAGCAUGUUUGACUACCCACAGCUGAGUUUUGAGCUCAUCUGCUCCUACAUCUUCAUGCCUUUUUCCUUCAUGAUGGGAGUAGACUGGCAAGACAGCUUCAUGGUUGCCAAACUCAUAGGCUAUAAGACGUUCUUCAACGAGUUUGUGGCCUAUGAGCACCUCUCCAGACUGAUCAAUCUGAGGAAAGAGGCAGGACCCAAAUUUGUGAACGGUGUGCAGCAAUAUAUGUCGAUUCGUGCUGAGACCAUUGCCACUUACGCCCUCUGUGGUUUCUCCAAUAUCGGUUCACUGGGAAUAGUAAUUGGUGGACUCACAUCCAUGGCUCCAUCCAGAAAGCGUGACAUCGCUGCAGGGGCAGUGAGAGCUCUGAUCGCAGGAACCAUCUCCUGCUUCAUGACUGCCUGUGUUGCAGGCAUACUGUCUGCCACUCCUGUGGACAUCAACUGCCAGCAUGUUUUACAGAAGGCCUUCAACUCCAGUUUAACCAGCAAUAUAACUGAAGUGUUCCCCUGUUGCCAAAGUCUAUGGAACAGCACUGUUGCCAAGGGACCUGGUGACAUCAUUCCAGGAGGAAAUUCUAGCCUGUUCGCCUUGAAGGGCUGCUGCAAAUUGAAGCCAUCAGCAUUUAACUGCAGUUGGAUCCAUAAUACGUUUUGAGCUCAGAUAAUUCUCCAACAGAACUUUGAGUACUGGUGCUGAAUUUCUACUUUGGAGCUGAAAAAAAGUGGGAAAAGCUGUGCCUGGAUUGAUACCCCCAUGGUGGAAUCAGUUUUAGUUUCCCGGAAAUAAGAAAAAAAAAAGUGAAUCCUUCAGAAUAACAGAAUCUUCCUCCUCCUCUUCUCCACUGUCUGCAUGCCAUGUCCCCAGGCGAUCCUUUCCCUCCUGAGAAACCACUUUGAUAUCCCAAAAGGAAGCAUCAUCUCCAGUUCCAACAAGAUUUUCUUAGCUUAGAUCUUCAAAGCAUUUCAUGACAAUACAAAUCAUGCCUCAUCACGACUGGGCUAUGAUUCAGCCACAUCCCUGUAGUCUUCUGGAUUGCUGUUAAGUAAACCCUCUACGUGACGUGUUUUAAUCACAUCUCAGGGGAGUUCACUGUACAGCCACCGUAGCUUAUCUGAAAUAGCUUGAACUCGAACAUCACAUGAAGAAAGACUGAAUAUCAAUCACCUACUCAUAGACAUUUGGGGUUUCACGAGAUCACAUACGCUAUGCCAGAACAAGGAUUUAAACUCCCUUUGCUUACUGAGUCGUAGCAGUCAGCUUGAGCUAAAUGACUCUGCAGUAAUACACAACCCCAAAACCUUAGUACCUUACCAAUUUCCUUUUCAUUCCAUUACAUGUUUGCAAUGUUCGAUUUUGGAUGUACUCCAUGUUGGUCUUAAGAGAAAGGGUAGAGAAAGAUAGAGGACAUCUUGGUUCUUUAAAAGUCAUCAGGAAGUAACACCCUCUGAUUUCUCUACAUUCCAUUAACCAAGCAAGUGCUAUGACAAGCAUAGUCAGUGAGCUUAAAUUAGUGUGCAGGAACUGCAUGUUAUACCACAAUGGUGCAAGAUACCCAUGUUUGUUUUCAAGAGUCAACUUUAUAGGAUAUAAAUGUAAGACUACUAAUGCCCAAACUUUGUAAUAUUUCUGGUACGAGAAUAGAAAAUAGCAACUCUUCAGUCCAAUAGUCAUGAAAAGGUGAGCAGAGAGGUCAAGGUAAAUCCUGGCUGAGUUCUGGAACUUUCCAUUAACCAAGUUAGGCAUUAGCAUUAAACUGCAUGAUGGUUAUCAUUAUAACUUUCAAAGGUGAUUCACAAGUCAAAAAACAAAACAAA
This is a messenger RNA of Ochotona princeps (American pika), 3389 nucleotides long. RefSeq names its product solute carrier family 28 member 3 (gene SLC28A3). The transcript is spliced from 18 exons. Gene Ontology annotation, cellular component: membrane. Bases 154 to 2229 code for a protein of 691 amino acids. Gene Ontology annotation, molecular function: pyrimidine- and adenosine-specific:sodium symporter activity; purine-specific nucleoside:sodium symporter activity. Gene Ontology annotation, biological process: pyrimidine nucleoside transport; purine nucleoside transmembrane transport. The record is from RefSeq and is a predicted model, not a curated record. NCBI's taxonomy places the organism in Eukaryota, Metazoa, Chordata, Mammalia, Lagomorpha, Ochotonidae.